AUGUCGAAUUUGUCACUAAAGUGUUUGAUGGAAACAAACAAGUUGACUGGGUCAAACUUCACGGAUUGGCUCUGUUGCUUGCAACUGGUCUUAAGGCUAGAAAAGAUUGAGUACGUCUUGGACGUUUCAAUCUCUGUGAUUCCUGACAAGAAUUCUGCAGAGUAUGCUUCGUUUGACGGAGCUUCUCACAAGAAGCAUGUUGAGGAUGCAACUACGGCUCAGUGUGUAAUGUUGACUUUAAUGAAUGCGGAGUUACAGAGGCAACACGAACACAUGUUCUCUCGUGAAAUGCUAAAACACUUGAAGAGUCUGUAUGCUUCGGAAGCUCAGACCAUGGAGUAUGAGAUACUCCGAGAUCUCUUUAGGUGUAAGCUUCAUGAUGGGGGUUAG
Messenger RNA from Salvia miltiorrhiza (redroot sage), 390 nucleotides. RefSeq lists its product as uncharacterized. The transcript has a single exon. Lineage: Eukaryota; Viridiplantae; Streptophyta; Magnoliopsida; Lamiales; Lamiaceae. Bases 1 to 390 code for a protein of 129 amino acids. The record is from RefSeq and is a predicted model, not a curated record.